AUGAUGGACAAAAUGAAGCACGAGUUCAAAGAGCAGCUUAAGAUCAAAGGGCUCGUGGACGAGAUUAAAAAAAACUUGAAUCGUCUUCCGGACUCGAAUAAUUAUGAAUGCCCCCUGUUUAUCCUCAAAGUUGAUGAGCUGAUGGAUGUUUCUGCUUGGGAGGAUACCAGAAAUGCUUUGAGCCUGUUAAACUGCAGCGCUGAUUUGAUGAUUGUCACCACCGCGAAGGACAUCCAGCUGGCUAAAGAAUACUGCUAUCCACCGCGAGAACCUAUAGACUAUUCUCUUGCUGGCCUCUACCAUGAUGCAGUACUCGAGCUUACUAGUCAGCAGAAGAAUGAAGACAGCUAUAACCCCCAAAUUUUUCAUGAUAUCUUGUACGAGUGUGAGCCACAUGAAUUCUGCAUGAAGGUGUUCACUCAUGCUCUGUAUGCUAACCCCAAGAGGAGCGGUGAGGAAUUACACAAGCUGCACAGCACCCUGCGGGCUUUACCAACAAUAUCAUUCAACAGCAUUGCUAAGGUGAUGUUCAAGUUCUCUUACAAUGACCUGCCUAAAGAAUACAAGUCCUGCUUGCUGUACCUAGCUAUCUUCUCUCCCAGACAAAAGAUCAGGCGGUCAACCUUGAUUGCACGCUGGGUUGCAGAAGGGCUGACAUCCAAGGAAGAUUGGCCCAGUUCUGUGCGUCAGGCCAACCGAUGUUUUGACACACUCGUUGGCCGUUGCCUUGUUGAUCCUGCUGAUAUUGAUGCCAUGGGAAAAGUAAAGAGCUGCCUCGUAAGUGAUUCAGUUCAUGGAUUCAUCACCACCAUCGCCAGAAAACAACACAUUGUGGAGACACGCCUGUCACAUCACUUGGCUCGCCACUUCUCCAUUUUCAAUGAUCUCCAACUCCGCAGCUCUGAUAGAAUUGAUCAAUUCUUCCAUGGGCUCUAUAAAUCAUCUCAAGUAUCCCUGCUCAAGGUGCUAGAUCUAGAAGGUUGUCGGUGCUUUCUUGAGAAGAACCAUCGGUACCUCAAGGAAAUCUGCAGCAAGAUGUUACUGCUCAAGUAUCUGAGCCUAAGGAAAACAGAUAUUACCCAGCUACCAAGUGAAAUCAACAACCUCCGUGAGCUAGAGGUACUGGAUAUCCGACAAACUGAUAUACCUUCACAUGCAACAACACAUAUCCUGCUCUUGAAGCUGAAGCGCCUGCUAGCUGGUCACACUGAUCCAAGCAAUUUUGAAUCCAGUCCCCGGAUUCCUCAUAGUGUCGACAAAAUGCUAAACAUGGAGGUACUAUCCAAUGUAAAGGCUCAGAAGAGUCGUGAUUUAAAAGAUAUUGGAAAGCUAUGGCAGCUGAGGAAGCUAGGUGUGGUUAUCCAUGAUAUGGAUAGCCACCUCAGGAAUUUGCUUCAGGAGAUCGGUGACUUACAUGAGUGCCUCCGUUCUCUGUCAAUCACUACUACUCCCGUAGUCUCAGCACGCAAGGCUACUCCUUCCAGUGCAGAGUUGCCUGGCUCUCUCUUAAAACACUUCCCCAAGAUCCUUGAGAGUCUAAGCAUCAGGGGAACCACACAGAAGGGGCGUCUUCUUCCAUUGUUCAUAAAAGGUGACAACAACAAACUUGCCAAGAUAACUCUAUGUCACACUCUGCUGAGCCAAGAUGAUCUGGAAGUCCUUGCCAAGUUGCCCAAGUUACGGUGUGUCAGGCUCCAACAUAUUGUAUGCAGCGAACAAAAGCUGAACUUCAAGGAAGGUGAAUUCAGAUGCCUCAAGUACCUUCUUGUUGAGGACUUGGACUUGACUAAUAUUACUUUUGAGGAUGAGGCAGCCAGUGAGCUCGAGAAGAUGGUUUUGUCUAUCAGCAGCAAAUGUUCUAUUUCUGGAGUUGACAAUCUUCUUAAACUGAAUGAGCUUGAGUUGAACAGCAGCUUCUGCGGCAGUUUGCUUGACGAUGCCAAACAGAUAGCCAAGCUAACUCUUCGUGGUACAUUGCUAGAGCAAGAUGCUCUACAAACACUCACCAAGAAACCAAAUAUACGCUCUCUGGUGCUCCUGGACAAGUCUUUGAGUGGAAGUCAGAACAAGAUUACAUUGAAAAAAGAUGAGUUCUUAUGGCUCAACCUUCUUGUUGUUGACUGCUUAGCCAUUACCGAGAUUGAUUUCAACAGCGGGUCAGCUCCUAGGCUCGAGAAGAUUGUCUGGUCAUCUUCCACAUCUCUCUCCGGCAUCAAGAAACUUCCCAGAUUGAAGGAGCUCGAGUUCAACGUCAACGGUGUUGGUGGCCAAGUCCCUGAUCAGGUGAGGGAGGCCAUUAAAUACCAUAAAAACAAGCCUACUCUUAAAAUUAACAGACCAGAAACUCAAGACUAA
Triticum turgidum subsp. durum (durum wheat) is the source of this 2355-nucleotide messenger RNA. NCBI's taxonomy places the organism in Eukaryota, Viridiplantae, Streptophyta, Magnoliopsida, Poales, Poaceae. The record is from the annotation of a GenBank genome assembly.